AUGUUGAUCAAGGUGCGAACGUUGACCGGCAAGGAGAUCGAACUCGACAUCGAGUCCGACUACAAGGUCUCCCAGAUCAAGGAGAAGGUGGAGGAGAAGGAAGGCAUCCCGCCCGUGCAGCAGCGCCUCAUCCACGGCGGCAAGCAAAUGACCGAUGACAAGACCGCGGCCGAAUACAACCUUGUCGCCGGCGACACUCUGCAUCUCGUCCUCGCCCUUAGGGGGGGACGGCACUUUCAAUGA
This is a messenger RNA of Trichoderma breve, 243 nucleotides long. RefSeq names its product ubiquitin family domain-containing protein. The record is from RefSeq and is a predicted model, not a curated record. Gene Ontology annotation, cellular component: nucleus; cytoplasm. The transcript has 4 exons. Gene Ontology annotation, biological process: modification-dependent protein catabolic process; protein neddylation; regulation of proteolysis. Gene Ontology annotation, molecular function: ubiquitin protein ligase binding; protein tag activity. Lineage: Eukaryota; Fungi; Ascomycota; Sordariomycetes; Hypocreales; Hypocreaceae. Bases 1 to 243 code for a protein of 80 amino acids.